CCCAGGCCAACAAGAUCCAAUCGUCUCGACCCUCCCCUGAACACCCCGCAGGUGCGGAGGGCAGCAUGACGGUGGCCCGAGGGGACGGCUCCCCGGAGCGGCUGGGGGGCGCGUUGCGGCGUCUGCACUAUCGCGCCACACGCCGCGCGCACUCCGCCGCCGCCCGCCACCACUCCGGCACCCCCAAGGUAGUGGUCAUGGGCAGCAGUACCACAUCCGACAAGACCAUCAACACUAGCACCGAUUCCGCAGCCACCGCCCUCACCUCCAUAACCGGCACAGAUGAUUCUAUGGACGCAGAACCCGACCUCAUAGACACCGACCCUCCGCAACCCCAGCCCCAACCUUGCACUGCACCAGAGCCCCAACAGAACCCUCCCAGCACUGCCCCACCACACUACCACCGCGCACAAGACAGUUGCGAAUUCGAAGCCCCAGCCUACACCAUCCCUCAAUCCGCAACCGACACGCUAGAUUCCCCCCGACCCGGUCCCGGGAGAUUCGUUUUCGACGUCCCUUUACCUGAUCCCAAAAAAAAUGAUAAACCUCGCAAUAAAACCCAAGUCAGCCAAACGGGCCUAGGCGGGCCUUCAACAUCGAUUCAAAUACCGUAUGAUCCGAAAACAGAGACACCAAAAAGUCCGAAAGCAAACCAAGUGAAAUAUGAAACGCAUUUUGACUUUGAGCCUGAAGCAGUGAAGAGGAAAGGCAGUGAGCCCAGGAUGAAGAAUAAACAAAAGAAAGAGAAACAGGACUAUUAUAAAGAUGAGGUUGCGAAGUUAAGGAGACAAUUAGAAGGCACGGAAGUGUUCACGCCGAAUCGGAGAAGAUCUUCCACACAUCAGCAUUCUGUUCCACCGCCAUGUUCCAGAAGACAGUCGACAGCUGCACAAGUUCACGUGACUGCCAACCCACUGGACUCUGCUUCAUCUAUGCCUGCUGGCAGGACGACGAUAGUAGUCCAACAGCCUUCCCUGUCCCUGGACUACGGGGGUUGCUCCACGAUCCUGGUGAGGGAUGGCGAGGAUGGACGGCGGUCGAGCAGGAUCUGCAAUGACCACAUACAGCAGCUGCUUGAUGUGACGAGCCAGUUCACGUCGGAGGACCUGCACGAGUUUGAUAAAAGGUACGGCAGUCCCCACCACACGCGCUCCCAGUCUGUCAAAGCGCAGCGCUCGCGCACGGGAGAGAGACAGCUGCUCGGCCUGCCACAGCAACGCGCACGGGUAGCGUCCAUGCCAAACACCGGCGUGGAAGAGGAGUACUACAGACUGAGGCAUUUCAGCAUCACUGGUAAAGGCGUAAUCAACAGAGGUGACUCCUUAAGAUCGCGACGAUCGCGUUCAAACACGUCAGUCGCGUCCAGUGCGUCGAGUACGGAAGCUGUGACUAGGGCGUCUGCACCAUGCUCCUUAGCCUCUUCCAGGGACUCUUCAGCCGGCCUCAGCACCUACCGCGUGCUGGUGCUUGGAGGACCGGGCGUCGGCAAGUCCAGCCUGGUGGGACAGUUCAUGACGUCGGAAUACCUGCACGCGUACGAUACUAGCAUAGAUGACGAGUCCGGGGAGAAGUCUGUUUGCGUGCUGCUCGCGGGCGACGAGUCAGAGAUCACGUUUCUGGAUUCUCCUCCAGAAAAUGCAAUCUCGGAAGCAGCAGCGCACGGGUACUGCGUGGUGUACUCCACCGCGGACCGGGCGAGCUUCGCGGAGGCAGAGCGAAGGCUGCAGGCGCUGUGGGCGGCCGGCCACACCGCCAGGAGAGCGGUAAUCCUGGUGGGGAACAAGGCGGACUUGGCGAGGUCCAGGGCGGUGCCUACUGACGAGGGUAAAGCGUUGGCGACAUCGUACGAAUGCAAGUUCAUCGAGACGUCAGUAGGCAUCAACCACAACGUAGACGAACUGCUGGUCGGCCUCCUCACGCAGAUCAGACUCAAGCAGCAGCACGCGGAGAGAGUGAGAAAACGCAGCAGUUCGCGGAAGAAUCGCAGCCGUGCGCGGUCUCCGCUCGAAACAGAAACCGCAGUGACGCCCGCCCCCGCGUCCGCAGCUAGCACUCCGAGAAAACGCUCGCGGUUAUCUGCUAGUGUUAAGGUGCGCGGGCUGCUCGGGCGCGUGUGGGCGCGGGACUCCAAGUCCAAGUCCUGCGAGAACCUGCACGUCCUCUAGCACGCGGCCGCCGAGCCCGUCGCCUGCUUCCCGUUCUUCGACUGCGGCGCCAGCUACGCCUAGCUCGCAGACUGCCGCGUGCUCGCUGCACUGAUGCUACACCCACAGAGUUAAGCACAUACAGAAACCGUGUACACGAUUAAUAUUGAACCAUCAAAAACCACUACACUUUAGUAGUGUUUCUCGAACAGCCGGUUUGUCACUUCAUUCCGUUUAGCACUUGAUAGUAAUUAUUUUACCUUUAAUGUUCU
Messenger RNA from Pararge aegeria (speckled wood butterfly), 2416 nucleotides. RefSeq lists its product as uncharacterized. Gene Ontology annotation, molecular function: GTPase activity; GTP binding; calcium channel regulator activity. The record is from RefSeq and is a predicted model, not a curated record. Gene Ontology annotation, cellular component: plasma membrane. NCBI's taxonomy places the organism in Eukaryota, Metazoa, Arthropoda, Insecta, Lepidoptera, Nymphalidae. The transcript is spliced from 12 exons. The coding region runs from base 66 to 2165 and encodes 699 amino acids.